Magallana angulata is the source of this 1315-nucleotide messenger RNA. RefSeq lists its product as uncharacterized. The transcript is spliced from 7 exons. NCBI's taxonomy places the organism in Eukaryota, Metazoa, Mollusca, Bivalvia, Ostreida, Ostreidae. The record is from RefSeq and is a predicted model, not a curated record. The coding region runs from base 395 to 1270 and encodes 291 amino acids.
AGUAAUUUCCGGUGAAGCGCUUCCGGUGACAAACAAAUGCAGAAAUGGCGAUAUCGAUACAGUAUUGGGCUAAUUAUACUACAGACAAACCGAAGCUUAUGCGAAAAUCAGAGAAUGCUGUAUAUAGCAAUCAUGUUUUGAAGUUUCUCUUCGACAACGAGACGAAUAUAGUUAAUGCAGUGGUUCAGGCGUCGAUGAAGAACAAGUCAUACAAAGUAACAGUAAGCAGCUCUAGACGAUGGCUAUGCCGUAUCUUCGACAAAUUGUGAGUGUCCUUUAGGGAAGUUUGUCUGUCAUCACGUUGCAGCAGCACUGUUGUAUGGGUACAAAUGUGUUAGUAAGACUGAUGUGAAAUGUGGAUGGCUAAAGAAUCCAAAGACAGCCAUUAAAACAGAUGUUAAGACAAUGGAAGAAUUAUUUCCACCAUCUCAACCUGAUUAUCACUAUGGAAUGGAUUCUUCAGCCAGAACCAUGUGAGCCAGGCCCCCCUGCUCCCAUCAUAGAAGAUCUCUUGACCAGUGCAGAAUUUGUUCAUUCUGAUAUGCCCAUGGUAUGGUUAAGACGAGCUCUGAUUUUGUCUGAAGAAGUCAUAACAAAUACUGCACUGGCAACCAAGGGUCAAAGAAACAAUCCAAUGUGGUCAAUCAUCAGAAAAAACAGGAUAACAGCAUCCAAUUUUGGAGCAGUGCUCAGUACAAAGAGAAGACAAAUUACCAUUUCUCUCAAGAAACGUCUCAUGUCCUCAUACAACUUAGAAUCCAUCAAAGCAGUUGCUUGGGGAAUUACACAUGAGGAACAUGCACUGAAGAAAUAUGAACAUGAAUUUAAUGCUUCAGUGCAACAAACUGGGAUUUGGCUGCACGAGUCUGGCGUUUUAGGUGCAUCUCCAGAUGGUUUAGUCCUGCACCCACCAACAUGUGAUGUGAAUUUCCAGACACCAGAGGCUCGAGAUGCUGUUCCUGAUAUAGUUGAAGUGAAAUGUCCUUACUCUGCAGCACAUUUAACAAUAUAUGAGGCAGUGCACAGUCUAAAGGAUUUUUACCUUGAAUACAGAGAAGGCUUUUUCUACCUCAAGUCCAACCAUCCUUACUUUCACCAGAUACAAGGCCAGCUCCAUUUGUGCAAUAAGAACUGCUGUGAUUUGAUUGUUUGGACUACUAAAGACUGCAAAAUUAUCCGGAUCACCAAGGACUCUGAGUGGACAAAGAACAUUGCACAAUUAAUAGAAUUUUAUUUUAACACUUUCAUUCCAGAACUAAUUAAAAAUUAACAAGAUGUAUUGAAAUAACACAUCUAAUAAAACAAAAGAAAUCAG